AUGGCGUCACCAGCAGCCUUCAGCGUCAGGGAGCGAUCCCAGGUCUCUCCGGCAACGGGAUCGUUGCUUGAAACCACUCUGCCGCUCACCUUCUUUGACGUAAUGUGCUUGAACAGAGAUCCGGUCGAGCGUCUCUUCUUCUAUCGCUUCCCCGACCCGACAUGUAAUUUCAUGCAAGCCGUCGUCCCGGCCCUUAAAUCCUCCCUCUCCGUCGCUCUCCAGAGUUUCUACCCUUUUGCCGGAAGGAUCCGGCGCUGCCCCGGCUGCUGCGACAAGUACGAGAUCCACUACGUCGACGGCGACUCGGUCUCGUUCGCUCUGGCGGAGCACGGCGGAGACUUCGAGUACCUCUCCGGAAGCCAUGCCCGCAAUGUGUCCGAGCUGCUGCCUUUGAUCCCCCGGAUCGCGGAGUCCGGAGAUGACAGGCUCUUGUUGGCCGUGCAAGUCACCUUGUUCCCGGACCGCGGCGUGGCUGUCGCUGUGACUUUCCACCAUGCUGUAUGCGACGGCACGGGCUUCAAGCAAUUCAUGGCAUCAUGGGCAUCCUCUUGCAGGUCGGCGUUGUCCGGGCAGGAGGUGGCUGUGCCGCCGACGCCCUUAUUUGACAAGACUAUGGGCCUGCGUCGUCGUGUUGCAGAAGAAGACAGCGCCACCGAUGUGGUCAGUGAAACCUUUACCCUCCGGCGAGAGCAGAUCAGAUCGCUGAAGGACUUGGUUCCGGCCAAAGCCAAGCAAGGCAAGACCCCGUUCCAUUGCUCGACGGUCGUUGUGGCUUUCGCAUUCGCGUGGGUGUGUCAUGUACGAGCUCGAGGACAUGGGAGUGACAGGAUCACCCAUUUCAUAUUCAUGGCUGAUUGCAGGGGAAGGCUACGGCUGUCCGUGCCCGCCGAGUACUUCGGCAACUGCGUAAGGCCAUGCUUCGUGGACGUAAAAGCAGAGGAUCUUAUACGACGCGAUGGGUUCGUGGUGGCGUCGGCGGCCAUCGGUAGAGUGAUCGAAGAGCUCAAGGCUGACGUCCUGCACGACGCUGAGGAAUGGCGUGGAGGAGCGCAAGCUGCCAUGGCCGAACAGGCCCUGACUGUUGCGGGAUCUCCCAAGUUCAGUGUUUACGACACAGACAUGGGAUGGGGAAGGCCGAACAAGGUCGAGGCGACUUCCAUCAGGACGAGCGGAGCCAUAUUAGUGGGAGAGAGCAGAGAAGACGAGGGUGGAGUGGAGAUCGGUCUAGUUCUCCCAAGGAAUGAGAUGGAGGAAUUUGGAGCUCAGUUCUUAGGCGGUCUGAAACUUGUGAUCUGUUGUGAUGGUGCGGUUCGUUCCAUAAAUUCCUAUCUCUAUAUCUAUUGUUGA
Messenger RNA from Musa acuminata AAA Group (dessert banana), 1347 nucleotides. Its product is annotated as phenolic glucoside malonyltransferase 2-like. Lineage: Eukaryota; Viridiplantae; Streptophyta; Magnoliopsida; Zingiberales; Musaceae. The record is from RefSeq and is a predicted model, not a curated record. Bases 1 to 1347 code for a protein of 448 amino acids. The transcript is spliced from 2 exons.